AUGACGACAGCCCAUAGACCAACAUUCGACCCUGCUCGAGGCAAAGAAGCUCAACGAGGUGUCGCAUACCAUCAAAGACUGCUUCCUGCACAUACACUCCUGAAAGUCAGACAACCGGGUCAAGGUGGCGCAGCCGAUCCAGAAAAGCGAGAUCUACGAGCAGAACUACUAGCCGCAGAAGCAGCACACUUCGCAAAGAAAGGAAAGAGCACAGAACCCGCAAGCGGUCUCCCGAAGCCCCCCAAACGCGAAUUAGAAGCUCCACCUAACGAUGAUGAGGACGAAGAUCCCGAGGCGAAGCGAAGAAGAAUACUAGAGGAGAGUCGUGACAUUGACGCAGACUCUGACGGAAGCGAGAGCGAGAGUAGCGAAGAGGAAAGCGAUGAAGAAGACGAGACAGCAGAACUGAUGCGUCAACUGGAAAAUAUCAAGCGUGAAAGAGCAGAACAAAAGGCCCGGGAAGAAGCUGAGCAGGCCAAAGAAGCACAAGAGCAGCGUGAAGAGAGCAUCGCACUCGGAAACCCUCUACUGAACCCAAAAGCUUUCAAUGUGAAACGGAGGUGGGACGACGAUGUGGUGUUCAAGAAUCAGGCUCGAGGCACGGAGCAAAAGGGUAACAAGGAAUUUGUCAACGACUUGUUACGAUCGGACUUUCACAAAAAAUUCAUGUCCAGAUAUGUUCGAUGA
Molecule: messenger RNA, 687 nt
Organism: Exophiala xenobiotica
Lineage: Eukaryota; Fungi; Ascomycota; Eurotiomycetes; Chaetothyriales; Herpotrichiellaceae
Product: pre-mRNA-splicing factor cwc15
Exons: 5
Coding region: 1-687 (228 amino acids)
Biological process (GO): mRNA cis splicing, via spliceosome
Cellular component (GO): catalytic step 2 spliceosome
Molecular function (GO): RNA binding
Source: RefSeq, a predicted model, not a curated record